AUGCCGGGCAUUAGCUCCUCCGCUCCUCGUUAUGAAAACUGGACCAUGGACCACCUCGACCACUACCAACAUUAUUUCUACGACGACCACCACGACCCGGAUGAGGAUUUCUUCAAGUCCACAGCGCCGAGUGAGGACAUAUGGAAGAAAUUCGAGCUGGUGCCGACCCCGCCCAUGUCGCCAAUUCGGGCGGUGGAGGGGUCGGGCAGGGUCGGGCUGCUGUACCCGUCUCUGGGGGACAAGCUGGAGUGGGUGUCUCAGUUCUUGGGACAGGAGGAUGAGCAGCAGCAGCAGCAGGACUUGCCCUGCAAACUGACCACAACUAAUGACUCUUUCGGGAACUUGAGCUCGAUUAUCAUCCAGGACUGCAUGUGGAGCUGCUUCUCUGCAGGGCAGCAGCUGGAGAGAGUUGUAGGGGAGCGCUGCGCAUCGUGUCCCGGGACGGGGGCGGCGGCGGCGGCGGCAAAAGUCGCUGCCGGAUCUGCUCUCACAUCUCCGGGGAGAGUGCAGGGUGCCUCAGCCGACGCGGCGGCUCUCAGCGGACUGGCGGCGGACUGCGUGGAUCCGGCUGCGGUUCUCACUUUCCCAUUAAACGGGGGAUGCAAGAAACAAGUUUCCUCUGGUUCAGAGUCUCACACCGACUCAUCAGGUCAGUAACAGAAGGAGCAAUUCCUACAACAUAGUUUUUUUUUAUUAUUUGGAUUGACUUGGAGCUUCUCAGUGAUGGAGUGUAAAAAACUGUAUGAUAGUUUCAUCUUGUUUCUUCAGCCCUUAGUGGUACCUUCUUGCUCCUAAACAUUAUUUUUAUCAGGAACUUUUUUUUCCCAAGGUGUCUUAAGAUUAACUCGACCUGUACUGAAAUGAUCCAUUAACUUAUUUGGUUAAUAUUUUGCUUUGAUUAGCCAUUAUCUGCAAGUAAGGCUGAGAAUGGCACAUGAUGACUGCAUUGCGUUACCUUGGUGCAUGCAACACAUGCUUGAAGCCCAGAGUGCGGCACGCCCAUUGAAACAUCUGCUGCCUGGCAGGGCUCCAGCAGACCAGCUGCUCCCUCUGCCUGCUCCUCCAGUCUGACUUAAGAUAACAAUAUUCUCUCUGCACCGCCUGGCUCAGAUUUGACAAGAAUAAAAUGAGAGAGGGCGACUCGUAAUUGUUGGAACUUUUUAUGUAAGAUGAAGAGAAGGAAAACCAACACUCUCGAUUUAGAUUUUAUGGAGCAAGAAUUCCCCCCUGACACCAGAACCACUUUUUUCCAUUUUCACAACCAAAUGACAGAAACUGGUAUGUAGGCUGCCAUGUGAUGCGGAGCUUGGACCAUGUAUAAUAGUGUGUGGAAUGUCACAAAGGGAACUUGUUGCUGCAUUCCUCCGCUCAACAGGCUGCAGCGCCAAUUGUGUCAGUGGGUGGAUUUGGUUGGAGCCAGCUCGGGCUGUGAAUAGAGCAGGAUUAGCCAUUUAGGAGGUCAGCUAGGCCUGCAGAACUCUUUGACUGGAGUUUGAGGCUGUAUUUCACACCGUUACAGAAGAUAAUGCGUUUAAACAAGAGGAGAAUGAGCAAUCAUGGGAAUAAAUGUAAUAAGGGUGCUUGAGGGAACUUAUCUUGUAUUCUUUGUAAUGUGAGAAGUCAUCUUUUGUCGUAUAAAUGUUGCUGUCAAUAAUAGUCAGGCGCCCCUCCCUCUACAGCUCUUUGUGCAUCCCCCUUUCACAGUGUUAUCCAUAUGAGAUUACUGCUUUCUGAGCAGUCAAAUACUCAGAGGUGCAAUUACUUCGAAGGUGUGUUUCAAUUUACAAGAGCAGUGAAAAUCCUCCAGGUCUAGUGAGUUGGCAGGAAUCAAGUCGAUAAAACCUUUCCCGGUGUUCAAUACCUCUUUUCCACUCUAGAAAACAGUAACAAAUGGCUCCAAAUGAGCACCGAGUUGAAUAUCAGUUGGCUCAUUUUAACCUGGUGAUGAAUUGCUGAUUUUGCUGCUCUUCAACUAGCUCUCAUUCUUUUGAUCCUCGUGGGUAAAGAGAGAAGGAAGUGAACCGAGAGUAGUGAAUCCUGACUGUGAGAGCAUGUGUCAUGUAAGGUGUGAAAGCAGUCGGAUGUAUUAAUUUAAUCAGACAAUUUACUGUCUUUUCCUUUUGGUGUUCCAGAUGAAGAAGAUGACAAAGAUGAGGAUGAAGAGGAGAUUGAUGUGGUGACGGUGGAGCACAAGCAGCAGCAACAGCGUAAACCUCGCCGUCUGGUCAAUACUCGUAAACCAGUGACCAUCACGGUUCGUGCUGAUCCCCUGGACCCUGGCAUGAAGCGUUUCCACAUCUCCAUCCACCAACAGCAACACAACUAUGCUGCACCCUCCCCAGACACAGUCCCGCCACCACCUGAGCCUCCUCGGAAGAAGGUGCGACAGGAGGCCUCAGGCCAGGCCUCUCAGCCGCACCAGAACUCUCACUACCAGCAGCCUCGGGCUGGCCACGCCCCCCUGAACUUAGACACCAGAAAGUAUCAUGUGAGCCAGAAUGGAGUCAGGUCAGAGUCGCCUAACCUCAGCGCCUCCUCUCCUACCUCUUCCACAUCACCUUCGUCUCCUCCAUCCUCCUCAUCUUCCUCAAACUCCCACCCUCAGAGCUCCCCCACAAAGCCCCAUUACUGCUCCCACCUCUCUAGCCCCCAGUCGUCUGACUGCGAGGACACGGACAAACGCAAGGCGCACAAUUUCUUAGAGCGCAAGCGGAGGAAUGACCUGCGCUCGCGUUUCCUGUCGCUGCGGGACGAGAUCCCAGGCUUAGCAGACUGCCCCAAGACACCAAAGGUGGCAAUCCUGACAAGAGCCACAGAAUACCUGCAGCAGCUGCACGUCAGCGAGAGGCAGAAGGCUCAGGAGAGGAAGCAGCUGAAAACCAAGCAACUGCAGCUGCUGCAGCGACUGGCACACCUAAAACGAUCCUGA
Messenger RNA from Xyrichtys novacula (pearly razorfish), 2929 nucleotides. The record is from the annotation of a GenBank genome assembly. NCBI's taxonomy places the organism in Eukaryota, Metazoa, Chordata, Actinopteri, Labriformes, Labridae.